Molecule: messenger RNA, 8224 nt
Organism: Coregonus sp. 'balchen'
Lineage: Eukaryota; Metazoa; Chordata; Actinopteri; Salmoniformes; Salmonidae
Source: the annotation of a GenBank genome assembly
AUGAGUGAACUGGACCAGUUGCGCCAGGAGGCUGAGCAGCUCAAAACCCAGAUCAGAGUGAGUGUUAAUCCCUCCAUCUACCAUCAAUGGGCAGGAGCAAUUCUUUAAAAACUACAGAAAUUGCUUCUUUCAGAAAUAAUUGAAUUGUCGCUGCACUCAGUCUCAACACAGUGUCAUAACAAAGCUACAUGAUCUUCUGAAAAUGUUUGGUUGUUAAAUUUGUGUGUUGGUUAUUUGUUGUCCUACUUUUGCAGGAUGCCAGGAAAGCAUGUGCAGAUGCCACACUAUCACAGGUAAAAUAAUUUAUAUCACCCAAUUUCACAUUGACAGAUCAAUAACUAACGUUUCUUUCAUAUUGAAAGCAAAUCUAAGAAGUGGUAGAUCUGUUCUAUGUGUGCUAUUUCUAUGCUUCAAGUUUUGUUUUUGCAUCUUAUACUUUCGGUUUUGUACACCAGCUGAAAAUACAAUAUUUUUGGUUAUGGAAAAUACACUGCUCAAAAAAAUAAAGGGAACACUUAAACAACACAAUGUAACUCCAAGUCAAUCACACUUCUGUGAAAUCAAACUGUCCACUUAGGAAGCAACACUGAUUGACAAUACAUUUCACAUGCUGUUGUGCAAAUGGAAUAGACAAGAGGUGGAAAUUAUAGGCAAUUAGCAAGACACCCCCAAUAAAGGACUGGUUUUGCAGGUGGUGACCACAGACCACUUCUCAGGUCCUAUGCUUCCUGGCUGAUGUUUUGGUCACUUUUGAAUGCUGGCGGUGCUUUCACUCUAGUGGUAGCAUGAGACGGAGUCUACAACCCACACAAGUGGCUCAGGUAGUGCAGCUCAUCCAGGAUGGCACAUCAAUGCGAGCUGUGGCAAGAAGGUUUGCUGUGUCUGUCAGCGUAGUGUCCAGAGCAUGGAGGCGCUACCAGGAGACAGGCCAGUACAUCAGGAGACGUGGAGGAGGCCGUAGGAGGGCAACAACCCAGCAGCAGGACUGCUACCUCCGCCUUUGUACAAGGAGGAGCACUGCCAGAGCCCUGCAAAAUGACCUCCAGCAGGCCACAAAUGUGCAUGUGUCUGCUCAAACGGUCAGAAACAGACUCCAUGAGGGUGGUAUGAGGGCCCGACGUCCACAGGUGGGGGUUGUGCUUACAGCCCAACACCGUGCAGGACGUUUGGCAUUUGCCAGAGAACACCAAGAUUGACAAAUUCGCCACUGGCGCCCUGUGCUCUUCACAGAUGAAAGCAGGUUCACACUGAGCACGUGACAGACGUGACAGAGUCUGGAGACGCCGUGGAGAACGUUCUGCUGCCUGCAACAUCCUCCAGCAUGACCGGUUUGGCGGUGGGUCAGUCAUGGUGUGGGGUGGCAUUUCUUUGGGGGGCCGCACAGCCCUCCAUGUGCUCGCCAGAGGUAGCCUGACUGCCAUUAGGUACCGAGAUGAGAUCCUCAGACCCCUUGUGAGACCAUAUGCUGGUGCGGUUGGCCCUGGGUUCCUCCUAAUGCAAGACAAUGCUAGACCUCAUGUGGCUGGAGUGUGUCAGCAGUUCCUGCAAGAGGAAGGCAUUGAUGCUAUGGACCGCCCAUUCCCCAGACCUGAAUCCAAUUGAGCACAUCUGGGACAUCAUGUCUCGCUCCAUCCACCAACGCCACGUUGCACCACAGACUGUCCAGGAGUUGGCGGAUGCUUUAGUCCAGGUCUGGGAGGAGAUCCCUCAGGAGACCAUCCGCCACCUCAUCAGGAGCAUGCCCAGGCGUUGUAGGGAGGUCAUACAGGCACGUGGAGGCCACACACACUACUGAGCCUCAUUUUGACUUGUUUUAAGGACAUUACAUCAAAGUUGGAUCAGCCUGUAGUGUGGUUUUCUACUUUAAUUUUGAGGGUGACUCCAAAUCCAGACCUCCAUGGGUUGAUACAUUUGAUUUCCAUUGAUAAUUUUUGUGUGAUUUUGUUGUCAGCACAUUCAACUAUGUAAAGAAAAAAGUAUUUAAUAAGAUUAUUUCAUUCAUUCAGAUCUAGGAUGUGUUAUUUUAGUGUUCCCUUUAUUUUUUUGAGCAGUGUAUAUUUCACAGCGGUUUAGAUGGUACAAUGAUACUUGCUUGUUUUGUCACAUUAAACUGAAAUUAGGCAAACUAUUACAAUUUCAGCAACCAUGAAAUGGCGGAGUGAUUUCUGCAUAGUGCAUCUUUAACUAGGGAUAUCCAAAACAUUCAACGCAAUCUGCUAUUGAUGGCUUUAUGUAACUGUGUUUUUGUGUUUUGCAGAUCACAGCCAAUAUUGAUCCUGUUGGCCGUAUUCAGAUGCGCACAAGAAGAACACUGAGGGGUCAUUUGGCUAAGAUCUAUGCCAUGCAUUGGGGCACUGAUUCCAGGUAAACCCAAGUAUAAUUUGUAUAGUGUCUUUCACAAACUAGGAGGGUAAUUUCCAUUUGUUCUAUACUACAAAAAAAAACGUCUUCCUUUUGGAGUUUUUGCUAUGACAAAUAGUUGAAUGAUUCCAGUUGUCAAAUGUAAAAGUUGGCAUGGUAUAUAAUUGUAUGACCCUUGGCAUGAAUUGGUGAUUAUAUGAUUCCACAUGAUAUAGUGGAAAAGUGGUAAAUGGAAGUAGGUGUUAUUAUGACUACGCAUGUGUUGUUGCUAUUCUUGUCAUUGCUUGGAUUUGGCCCCAAGUUAAAAGGCAAAGCAGUCUUAAUAAAUUGCUUUUAGUUUGCUAUUCUAUUCCAUAUAGAAUGUAGGCUAGUUACAGUUGUAUUAAUGUUUUUGUUAAAUUUCUUAAAGGGGAACUGUUAUUCCAUGACAUGUUUCUGGCUCUUUCUCAUAGGCUCUUGGUCAGUGCUUCCCAAGAUGGUAAACUCAUCAUUUGGGACAGCUAUACCACAAACAAGGUCAGACUUCAGUGGCUCAACUUCCAUAGCUCUGUUUGGAGAACCACUACAACAUUUCCAUUGCAAUUAUAGGCAUUGCAUUCAGUCCCUUCAACCAUUCUACUUCAGUUUUUUAUUCACCUACGCACCUGUAAUAAGAGAUCAUUACUUCAGGUGUGCAAAGGUUUCAUGUUUUUUAACCACCACCUCCUUGCAGGUCCAUGCCAUUCCUCUGCGUUCUUCCUGGGUCAUGACCUGCUCAUAUGCACCUUCAGGAAACUACGUGGCAUGUGGAGGUCUGGACAACAUCUGCUCCAUUUACAACCUGAAGACACGUGAGGGGAAUGUACGUGUGAGCCGGGAGCUUGCUGGACAUACAGGUAGAGAGACUAUAUUUUCUGUUUGGUGGCAUGUUUUAUUUGUUUUCCUAUGAAGUCCUUCUCAUUUUCUGCUACUUAAAAACCACUGUGGGAACAUUUCUGGAUUUCUGAAUAUUUUUUUAGUAAUACACAAAUGAAAUCUCUCAAUUCCAGGUUAUCUGUCCUGCUGUCGUUUCGUUGAUGACAACCAGAUUAUUACAAGCUCUGGAGACACCACCUGGUAAGUAAAGGAAUUACUCAGUGUCCUGUAAGGAUGCUGCUCUGUCUAUUUCCAAUACUACAACAUUGUUAAUUUUCCUAAAAUGGAUUAAAUGUGAAUUUGUAUAUAAACUCAUGCCUUGUUUUAACCGGAUGUUGUUUUUACAGUGCCCUUUGGGAUAUAGAGACUGGCCAGCAGACAACCACGUUUGCUGGGCACAGUGGUGAUGUCAUGAGCCUCUCAUUGGCCCCUGACACUAGGCUAUUUGUGUCAGGUGCUUGUGAUGCCUCUGCCAAACUCUGGGACGUUAGAGAGGGCAUGUGCAGACAGACCUUCACUGGGCAUGAGUCUGACAUCAAUGCCAUAUGUGUAAGGGCAUAUUUAAAGACAUCUAUGCACAUGUAUUGCCUAUUAGGGGAUUUUACAUUGAUUGAUUGAUUGCUUGAUUGAUUGAUUGAUUUUAUUUUGGGUAAAACAAUUUGUACAUUUUUAAGAACAGUAUUUAAAAGUACAAGAAACCCAGAGGAUGACACAUGAAAGCGUAAAUACACUUAUUUCCAAUGUGGUCCUCAAAUGAUUAAAUAUGAUCAAACAUGAUGAAAUAUAAUCUACAUUUAUACAAUUCAGUUCUUUGAUUUAAAAAAAUUGUUUUUGAGAUACAAAUUUGAAGUAAAAUAUAGUCAGUUAUAUUAUACCCCUUUCGUAUUUGCUCAGUAAGUAAUUGCUAUGUGAUCUGAUCUGUGCUUUACAGUUCUUCCCCAAUGGCAAUGCCUUUUGUACGGGCUCCGACGAUGCCACCUGCAGACUCUUCGAUCUUCGUGCCGACCAGGAGCUGAUGUGCUACUCUCAUGACAACAUCAUUUGUGGCAUCACCUCUGUUGCUUUCUCCAAGAGUGGCCGUCUCCUUCUGGCUGGAUAUGACGACUUCAACUGCAACGUGUGGGACACACUGAAGGCUGACCGUGCUGGUGAGUCACUAAUAACACCCCAGAGAGACGUCUCGUUGCACAUUAGUGUUGCACGGUAUACCAAAACGUGGGUACUUUUUCGAUACUAUAACAUGAAAAACAGUUCUGAAUUCGUUUUUUAUAUUUUGGGUUCUUCUGUCAAAUUUCUGAUGUCGUAUACUGCAUGACAGGAUCAAGUCUGUCUGUCUGGUCCACUCAAGCUGGCCAUACAUUACGCGAAUUAAACUGCGAUUUUGCAACGAUUUGGCAUCUAUGCCGAAUUGUUGGGAUCGCAGGUAAAUCAUACAUUUGUAGGCUCCACCCAAGACGUUGUAGGUCGCAUAAUGUGAGCGGGUGAAAGACGUGGGAUUAUAGGUCUUGCGCUCUCCCGAGCCGCAUUUUAGGUCCCGGUUUUAUUUUUCGGACUUUUGCAACUCGUCCUCCGUUGCUCAGCUCAUUCUAGGCUACAGCCACAGCGUAGGAGGGGUAAUGAUGCCACGGGCGCCACAACAUAUAUGGAAAUCACAGGACAGGGCGGGGUCUAGAGAAGUCUCAAUGCGAGCAAAGUUGUGUAAUGUGAGCACACAGAUAGCAGACUACAGGAUGAAAAGAUUAUCCAGACAAUUUGCAUAAUAUGAGUUGUCCCACGAUGUCAAUAUUUUUGUUGUCUAAUGUAUGCCUAGCUUUACUCAUUGCUAGCUAGCCUGUCCUGAGGAACCACUCCACUGUUUGGGAGGCUGUAUCAUGUUAGCUCCCCACUCAUGCUGCACAGAAGUUAACACAGUUAAAUAAUGCAACACAGCAUGUAGAAAGGUUUAAACUGUUAAUUACUGUUCGCUAAACAAUGUACAUACAGGCUAGAACACUUUACAAUGCAAGAAGAUAUCUCUAGCUAGCUAGCUAAUAUCCUACAAAGCUGGAUGUUGUUUAACUUUCCUUGCUAGCUUACAGCUGAAGAAGCUAACAUCAAUUCACAACCCUAGUAUGCAAACCAUAACGCAAAAUAUGCUGAUUUCAAAUCUUUAUUAUAUUCACUUUGUUGCCUCCCGAGUGGCGCAGCGGUCUAAGUCACUGCAUCACAGUAUUAGAGGCGUCACUACAGACCCAGGUUCGAUCCCAGGCUGUGUCGCAGCCGGCCGCGACCGGGAGACCCAUGAGGUAGCGCACAAUUGGCCCAGCGUCGUCCGGGUUAGGGGAGGGUUUGGCCGGCCGGGAUGUCCUUGUUCCAUCGCGCUCUAGCGACUACUUGUGGCGGGCCGGGUGCAUGCACGCUGACUUCAGUUGCCAGUUGUACCGUGUUUCCUCCGACACAUUGGUGCGGCUAGCUUCCGGGUUAAGCGAGCAGUGUGUCAAGAAGGAGUGCGGCUUGGCAGGGUCAUAUUUCGGAGGACGCAUGGCUCGUGACCUUUGCCUCUCCCGAGUCCGUACAGGAGUUGCAGCGAUGGGACAAGACUAACUACCAAUUGGAUAGGAAAAAAGGGGUAGGAAAAAAAACAAUUCACUGGGUUAAUGGUCUCUCCUUCAUGUCUCUCUCACCAAACUGUGUGAACUGACUGCCUCAUGAAUGUCAUUACAGGGUCUUAGAGACAAAGAAGAGAUUUCUACUUCUAUGCGAAUAUUGACAAAAAAAACAGUGCCUUCAGAAAGUAUUCAUAACCCUUGACUUAUUCCACAUGUUACAGCCUGAAUUCAAAAUGGAUGAAAAAAUAUACAAUACCCCAUAAUGACAAAGUAAAAAAAUAUAUAUACACUACCGUUCAAAAGUUUGGGUCACUUAGAAAUGUCCUUGUUUUUGAAAGAAAUUAUUUUUUUUGUCCAUUCAAAUAACAUCAAAUUGAUCAGAAAUACAGCGUAGACAUUGUUAAUGUUGUAAAUGGCUAUUGUAGCUGGAAACUGCUUUUUUUUUUUUUUUUUUUAUGAAUAAUUUGUAAGUCGCUCUGGAUAAGAGCGUCUGCUCAAUGAUGUAAAUGUCAAUAUCUACAUAGGCGCACAGAGGCCCAUUAUCAGCAACCAUCAGUCCUGUGUUCCAAUGGCACGUUGUGUUUGCUAAUCCAAGUUUAUCAUUUUAAAAGGCUAAUUGAUCAUUAGAAAACCCUUUUGCAAUUAUGUUAGCACAGCUGAAAAAGCAAUAAAACUGGCCUUCUUGAUACUAGUUGAGUAUCUGGAGCAACAGCAAUUGUGGGUUCGAUUACAGGCUCAAAAUGUCCAGAAACAAAUAACUUUCUUCUGAAACUCGUCAGUCUAUUCUUGUUCUGAGAAAUGAAGGCUAUUCCAUGCGAGAAAUUGCCAAGAAACUGAAGAUCUUGUACAACGCUCUGUACUACUCCCUUCACAGAACAGCGCAAACUGUCUCUAACCAGAAUAGAAAGAGGAGUGGGAGGCCCCGAAUUUACUAAUUUUACUUUAGUGCAUUAUUGCAAACAGGAUGUGUGGGGUACAGAGAUGAGGUAGUCAUGCAAAAAUCAUGUUAAACACUAUUGCACACAGUCAGUCCAUGCAACUUAUGUGACUUGUUAAGCAAAUGUUUACUCCUGAACGUAUGUAGGCUUGCCAUAAUAAAGGGGUUGAAUACUUGACUAAAGACAUUUCAGCUUUUUUUAAUUGAUUUGUAAAAAUGUGUAGAAAUAUAAUUCCACUUGGACAUUAUGGGGUAUAGUGUGUAGGCCAGUGACACAAUCUCAAUGUAAUCCAUUUUAAAUUCAGGCUGUAACACAACAACAUUUGGGAAAAGUCAAGGAGUGUGAAUACUUUCUGAAGGCACUGUAAGUCUCAAAUGGAAGGGAAAUAGAUUCAUCUGUAGCCCCAUAGACUCCACUGAAAUCAGCCAAAACAAGCUCAAUAACUCAAUGCAUGCACACACUCCUAUUGAAAAGGCAUUCAUCUGUAUUGUGAAUAGGCCUAGGCUACAUAUUGAUUUACCAAGUUUAUCAAUAGAGAUGUACCAUUCAAAUAAAUGAUUACCGUUAUGUAGUUAGUGGUAAAAACAAAGUCAAAUUGAUUGUAUCAUUGAUUCAUUAAUUAAUGCAUACAUGGCUGUACCUGAAAAAUGUGUACAUACAAAAUGUCUAAUUGAAUGAUAUUGAACUCAAAACAUGCCCAACAAUUGAACAGAGCAGUAGCUGAGUUUCUGUCUGGAUCAAGUGCUAUCCUGUGACUUUGGCUAAUGCGUUUUUUUGUUGCUGUGAUACUAAAUCUGGAAGCUAUUGGUAUUGAAGUCAAAAUGCUUGUAUCGUGACAACUCUAUCGCACACCAAGCAUGUUUAGAAGUUUAUAUUGUACACGUAUUAGUCAAACGCAACCUGUCCUGGACAUUUUUUUAAUAACUCCCAACAAAUUAUGUUUCAAGCACAUUUUAACUUAUUUAUAAUGUCAGCUAAAUUAAAUUGCAUAAUUCCCAGAACAGUCCUUAGACUAAUAUUAUGGUGCUGUUUUAGGUGUGUUGGCUGGACAUGACAACCGUGUUAGCUGCCUGGGAGUCACCGACGAUGGCAUGGCAGUUGCAACAGGAUCCUGGGACAGUUUUCUCAAGAUCUGGAAUUGAAACCUGAAGGUGCUUUGCCUUUUUUGUAUUGCUGUAAAGCUAAGCCUUUUUUAGCUACUUAUGGAACAGCAGCUGUAUACAGUGUGUUCAUUGUUCAGUAUAAGUGAACCCUGACUCAUUCUUACUUUUCUUCUUCAGAUGUCAUUUUGAACUCCAAAGUUGACUGGAAGACCGUUACAACAACUUGAGAAUGUUACAUUUCACAGCAUCUUCUUCAACACUGUUUUAAACUGACUUGGACACCACAAACUAAGGGAAACCAAUGCCUUUCCUACACAAGAAGAGCACAAUUGUUUGUCAC